This is a messenger RNA of Microtus oregoni (creeping vole), 2970 nucleotides long. Its product is annotated as X-ray radiation resistance-associated protein 1. Gene Ontology annotation, molecular function: protein binding. Gene Ontology annotation, cellular component: nucleus. Bases 411 to 2801 code for a protein of 796 amino acids. The record is from RefSeq and is a predicted model, not a curated record. Lineage: Eukaryota; Metazoa; Chordata; Mammalia; Rodentia; Cricetidae. The transcript is spliced from 19 exons.
CCGCGUCUCCCUCCCUCUACGACUUGUCCAAAGCCGAUUGGCUGAAACCGCCCACGUGAUGCCUACGCAGCGCCCAUCGGGAUCCGUAGUUCGUGGGCUGACGAGAGCGGAGAGUGGCCGCGGGGCUUGACGGGACUUGUUAGAAUCUGCGGUCGCCAGUUGCUGCCUACGUUGCUAGCCGCAGCGUCGCGGUUACCAAGGAGUGGGUGGGGAAGGCUGUGGCAAGCGCCACCGUGGAGCGACUCCGAGAUUCCCGUGAGGCUCGCAGGCGUGCUUCCCGCCUGUCAGGGACGUCGCCUCAGCGGGCGGUUCGGAGGCGGAAGCGACGCCGGAGGCAGGUAAAGAAGCAGGUAAAGAAACAAAAACAAAAGGAAAGCAAAGACUCGUUCCCGAGGUCAAAGAUCAAGGAGAUGGUGUCUUCAGGGAUGUACAAAAUGGACAAUGGCAAGCCUUACCUCAACAACUGCUUUCCAGCCAAAAGUCUCCUCCGGACACCGGAAGAAGGCCGAGGACACUGGUUAGUGGCUCGGAAAGGCAGCAUGAAGAAGGGUGUGGCUAAGGCGUCCACUGAAGGCCAGGAGAACCUGAAGAAGGUUUCUUUCGAGACUGGGUUGAAGAAAGUGUCUCGGCGGGAUAACCAGGCAGACAGUCGUGGACAUGGACAUGUCUUGGACCGAGCUUUUCUGGUGAAGCACCACUGUGUAAGAAAGCCAUCAGACCUUUGCACCGUGAACGUGAGCGGCAUGAAGUUCUCCAGGGCAAAGGAAAAGGACUUCAAACAUUUCACUUCUGUGAUUUAUAUCAACGCCUCUGAAAACCUGCUGCCUCUAGAUGCUUUUCACACAUUUCCAACCCUAAAGGAACUGGAGCUUGCAUUCAAUGGCAUCAAGACGGUCUAUGUGAAAUAUGGAGACUUCAAGACAUUGGAAUUCUUGGACCUUUCCUUCAACAGCCUGACUGAGGAGGCCAUCUGUGAUCUGGGGAUUCUGCCGCAUCUCCGUGUGCUUCUCCUCACAGGCAAUGGGCUCACCUCUCUGCCACCCAACAUGGCUGUUGCAGAACAGGAGGCAUCCAUGACAUCACUGACGAGCAAGAAGUACAUUCUGAGGUUCCCGGCCCUGGAGACCCUGAUGCUGGAUGACAACAAACUGUCCAAUCCCAGCUGCUUUGCCAGCCUGGCUGGGCUCAGGAGACUGAAGAAAUUGAGCCUGGACCAAAACAAGAUUUUCCGGAUCCCGUACCUACAACAGGUUCAGCUCGGUGAUGGAGCAUCAGGGGACUGGGUUACAGAGGGGCCGAAUGCGCAGAAAGAGCUACAGCCCCAGACGUGGAUAUUUGAGACCCCGGAUGAGCAGCCAAAUUAUACUGUACUGCCCAUGAAGAAGGACGUUGACCGCACAGAGGUUGUGUUCUCAUCUUACCCUGGAUUUUCAACCUCAGAGACAGCCAAGAUAUGUUCACUUCCUCCCAUAUUUGAGAUUCUUCCUGUGAAGUCACUGAAAGCAAGGAACCAGACGCUGGCCCCACCUUUCCCAGAGCUAAGAUACCUUAGCCUGGCCUACAACAAGAUCGCAAAGGAGGAUGCUGUCCUGCCAGCAGCUCUCUUCCCCUCUCUCUGUGAGCUUGUCUUCCACAACAACCCUCUGGUAGCGCAUACGCGAGGGAUCCCACCACUGCUAAAGAGCUUCCUCCAGGAGCGUCUGGGCAUCCGCUUAGUGCGGAGGAAACUGGUAAAAGCGAAACACCAUAUUCUGAUACCUCGGAAGGAAUCACGAAAGGUGAAAACCCACGUCCCCAAAGUGCCAAGGCAUUCUCUGGUCCCCCAUCACCUGAGCAUGACCACAGACAAGCCUCCUUCAAGUUUUAUGCAGGAGCCAGAACUGGGAGCUGAGGAACUUCCCUCCAUCGAAAACACCUCUCAUGAGGCACUGCUGGCUACUGAGGGCCCAGAAGGCCCUUCCCUAACUCACCGGACCUUUGUGCCAAUGCCUCCCAUCUGCUCCGACUCCACCGUACACAGUGAGGCCGUGUCCCAUCCAAGCCGUACAGCUGGCCUCUUGAGCCCAGACCACCCAUCAGAUGAUGAUGCCAAGAGUACGGAGUCCAUCUUCCUGACUCAGGUGAAUGAACUGCCAUCCUCCACCGUCCACAGGGAAAAGUUAGAGGCGAAGGAGAAUGCAAAAAAGAGACCACUAACUGCACCCAGAGAGGCAAAGAGGACCCGGCGGAAGCAGCCGUCUGCCCCUAUGUCCAACAAGUAUAAUGGCUAUGAGGAGCUGCUCACAGCCAAGCCUGAUCCUACCUUUGUGGAGCCGAAGGGCAUCCAGAAGAACGCGCAGGCCCUGCACCGCAUGCUGAAGCAGCCGCUUGUCUGCCGUUCCUCCAAGCCCAGGCUGGACACUUUCCAGAAACCCUACAUACCCAAAGAGAAGCGGGCUGCGAGGAUACCAAUACCACCCCUACGGAAGACCAAAGCGCAGCUGCUGGAUGACAUCCUCAUUCGCAUGCGGGACCCUCGGAACGUCACUGAAGCUCCACUGGGCGCGGUGCUGCAGCGGCGCGCAGAGCAGCGCCUGGUGAACCGGAAACAGUACCGAGAGGCCAAGCGGCUGCUAAAGGAGUUCCGCGCGCGCUACAGGCAGCUGGUGCGCAGCUCGCUGCGGACUGUGUUCACCGCCAGCCCGCCGCCCAGGCCGCCCACCCGUCGCGCACUGAGCGCAGGCCAGCCCAAGUUGGGCCGCUUCCUCGAGUUCAUGGACGAGUUCUGCCAGGAGCCCACGGCCAGCGACUCGAAAGAGUAGAGCUUCACACCGCCCUCCCCAGGGGCUCUUUGCCCUGGACUAUGCCCUGCCCUGAACAGAGAGGGCUUGGACUCCAUUUCGCUCCGUGGUCAGCAUGUGGAGCUCGGCAGGACCUCGCCUCCGAGCCCGGCCAAGCUACACCUGGUGGCUGGCCCAGCAGCAAUAAAGA